Molecule: messenger RNA, 1729 nt
Organism: Actinia tenebrosa (Australian red waratah sea anemone)
Lineage: Eukaryota; Metazoa; Cnidaria; Anthozoa; Actiniaria; Actiniidae
Product: BTB/POZ domain-containing protein 6-B
Biological process (GO): neurogenesis
Cellular component (GO): cytosol
Molecular function (GO): protein binding
Source: RefSeq, a predicted model, not a curated record
CUUGCUUUGUUUACUAUCUCUUCUGCAGUUUCCAUGGAACUUUCACUAUGUGGAGAAAGAACCGAGUCGCGCUUAGUAACACCGACAUUUGUUCCUGUUUUUACUCUUUAUAGACUCAGAUUGGGGAUAAAAAGACGAUUAAAGAAACCUCUGCAAAAUGGAAGCUUCAGCCUGGCAAACCAAGUUAUCUUCCUUCAAAGAACGUCAUCUGUACGCCUACAACAAGUCCUUGUUCUGUGAUGUAGAGUUUUCUGUGAUGGAUGCUAAUGGAGACAAAGUCCCUAUUCCAGCACACAAGUACAUCCUGGCUAUCAGUAGUCCUGUCUUUGAGGCCAUGUUCUACGGGGAAUCAGCAGAGACUGGACGAACUAUCGAUCUACCAGACUGUACCAAGGAAGGACUACAAGAAAUGCUUCUAUACGUCUAUUCAGAUGAGGUCAACUUAACCGGAAGUAAUGUUUUGCAAGUGCUCUGUCUGGCAGAGAGGUAUAUGUUGCCAUUACUGAAGGAGAAAUGUGAGGCAUAUCUUGAAAAGGAGCUUAAACCAGAAGAAGUGUUCCACGUUUUACCACAUGUACGUAACGAGAAAGUUGAACAGAAGUGCUGGGAUAUGGUGGAUAGCGAUGCUGAAAGAGCUGUGUCUUCUGAAUCAUUUCUCAAUGUUUCAAAGGAAAUGUUGGGCAAAGUGCUUGGUAGAGACACCAUGUCCAUUGAUAAAGUGGUUUUAUUACAAGCAGUGGAAAAAUGGGCCUUGAAUAAACUUAAAGAAGAAGGUUUGGAAGAGAGCAUGGAGAAUAAGAGAGCACUGAGUACUUGGGGAAGAAGUGAUCAAACUUAUUCGAUUUCCACUGAUGUCACAGAAAAAGUUGCAGAGAAGGUGGAAAUCUUCAAGGAUACGACAACUGAAUUGGUUCAGACAUUUAGUGGGUUAUGCCCCUUAAAACGCUCAGUUAGCAAUAACAGAAAAGGGAGUUAUAAAGCUAAAGUUAUUAUACCAAAUACACGGUUCGCUAAGAUAAGAAAGCCUGGAGGUGGCCGUUGGUCAUACCUUAACGGUAAGUCGGAUGCAAUUUCCUUCAAGGUUAACAAACCACUCUCCCUUGCCGGUGUCAGGCUCUUCGGUGAUGAAGGCUCUACUUACCACGUUAACCUGGCUUUAUACAAAAGUGCUCGACCAAUAAAGCAUAUUUCCUCCCCCUUUUCAACUGAAGAUGAGGAGAAAGAUGGUUAUUAUGGAUUUACCAUUCCUCACAAGCCUGUUCCUCUAGACCCAGAUGUCUUGUACACUAUUGAAGCUACCAUAUCAGGACCCUGCUCCUAUUCUGGUUUUAAGGGUGAAACUACCAUUGCAUUUGAAGAUAUUGUGAUUACGUAUCAUAACUGUAGUUAUAAGAAAUCAGAAAAUCAGACGUCAACAGAAUGGGGUCAAUUCCCAACACUGGAAUUUGAAAUUGAAGGUGGCAACUGGAAAGUAAGACGACAAUCACUAACCGAGGAUGGUAAACCAACCGUUGAGGUUAACGGGAUUGUUGUUACAUUUAUGUCGUCGGAGAAAUCACAAAAUGGCACAUCAGAAAAGAAGGGUCAAUUUCCGACACUGAUCUUUAGAAAAAAAGAUGACUUACAAAGCUAACUUAACCAGUAAGAUUGUGCUUUCCUGGAUUCUACAGUACUAUUACUGGUCUUCUUUUUUCACUUUUGUUGGGAGGAUAUAUAUAUAUAUAUAUGA